Messenger RNA from Columba livia (rock pigeon), 4167 nucleotides. RefSeq names its product dynein axonemal intermediate chain 7 (gene DNAI7). The record is from RefSeq and is a predicted model, not a curated record. The transcript is spliced from 15 exons. Gene Ontology annotation, cellular component: axoneme. Gene Ontology annotation, molecular function: beta-tubulin binding; microtubule binding. NCBI's taxonomy places the organism in Eukaryota, Metazoa, Chordata, Aves, Columbiformes, Columbidae. Bases 2080 to 4098 code for a protein of 672 amino acids.
GCUGUGCCCGGGCGGGUUCCUGGCGCCGCUGUAGCCGCGGGGCUUUGAGCUGCUGCGGGGAAGAAAGGACGGCAAGAGUGGCGGUAACGGGCGCCUUGAGGCGCUGGUUCAGUGGGGCAGUGGUAAGGGCUGGGCUGAAGUGUUCCCCGCAGGCUGCUGAAGGACUGGUGUUUGGAAAAGGGGAUUUAAGGCUUCGAAAAAUCACAGAAUCACAGAAUGUUAGGGAUUGGAGGGGACCUCGAAAGAUCAUCCAGUCCAAUCCCCCUGCUGGAGCAGGAACACCUAGGUGAGGUUACACAGGAAUGUGUCCAGGCGGGUUUUGAAUGUCUCCAGAGUAGGAGACUCCACAACCUCCCUGGGCAGCCUGUCCCAGUGCUCUGGCACCCUCACUGAGAAGAAGUUUCUUCUCAUAUUUAAAUGGAACCUCUUGUGUUCCAGCUGGAACCCAUUACCCCUUGUCCUAUCAUUGGUUGUCACCGAGAAGAGCCUGGCUCCAUCCUCGUGACACUCAUCCUUUAUAUAUUUAUAAACAUUGAGGUCACCCCUCAGUCUCCUCCAAGCUAAAGAGCCCCAGCUCCCUCAGCCUUUCCUCAGUAGGGAGAUGCUCCACUCCCUUCAUCAUCUUCGCGGCUGAAGGGCACGUUGGCUUUUCUGAAAUCCCCCAGUCUCGUUUCUCGUGCUGCGGUUUGUUGCUGUAGCUGCUCUGAGGGAACUAAAACUCUGCUGUCAGAAUCGCCCCACAGUAACAAAGGGCUCCGCGUUCCCUGGCGCAGCCCGUCUGCUCCUCUCUCCCUCCCCACCCUGCAGGGAUGCUCUCAUCAGUUACGCUCUCUAAACUCACAUGGCGCUAUUUAGAUAUUGCACAGAAAAGGAAAUGGUUUGGUAAAUCAAAUAACCGAUUCACUGGUAGGUGUUUGGCUUCCUAGAACCAGUUUUUAUUUCCUGUAGUUGUUUGGAGAAUUCCCCUAAUUACACUUUUUCACUUUGUGUGCAGCCUCCCCGUAAAUAAGACAAGACUCUGGUGGUGUUUCUGUGCCGUCCUAGGUCAUCGUGUGAUGUAAUUUAGUGUUAACAGGAGUAGCACACAGCAUCAGUUGAUCAGUUCAGAAAAUGUUUUUUGAGUAAACUUUAUAUUGGACUAAAUUAUAUAUUUAUUGUACAUUAAGUUUUUAUUAGUGGGAAUAAGUAGAUCCACUUCUAUAACCAUAAGCGUAGUCUAACCUGUUAGAUUAUGAUGGUCUGGAGUCAUGUGUUAGUGGCUAAUUUUCUCCAGUAUUGAAGUGAUUGUCAUUCUUAUUUUUUCAACAGUUAAUCUCAUCUAAUUUUGCCGAGUAGUUAUAUUUUCUAAUUAUUCCUUAAUGCUCAAUACCUUGUUCUCUGAUGCUCACUUUCUUCUUUUUCCCUGCCCUGAUCUUCUAGGGUCCAAAAAAGAAAAAAAAGUCCGGUGGCAAAAAUAAAGUUAGUAAAGCUGAACAACUGAGAUUACAGAAAGAAGAAGAAGAAAGGAGGCUGAAAGAGGAAGUCCCUAUGGCAGCAAAGAAAAACUAAAACUGGGAUCAGAAGUCACUGAUCCUGAAGAGGAUUUCAACAAAUAGCUGUAAGAUUGAAGUUGUAUGGAACCAAAGGCUGUAGGAAAGGAAAAGAGUCACUUUGAGCUGAACCAUUCAGACAGUUUUACCCUUGAGUCCGGAUUAAGAAACUGGGUCCAUUGAAGCUGUAGAUAAGAGUGUGUUCCUGCUGCCAUUUCUGAGGGGAAAAAGAGGGCUUUCUGCUCCUCGUCUCCACUUGUGUUGUCAGAGACUGAUGUGGUAGCACCACAGGCAGUGUGUUUUAGUACUAUGAUUCAAAUUAAUUCAGCUCAUUGGGAAGAUUUCUGCACAAUAUAAUACACACAUCCAUGUUGUUCAUUAUUGUGGUUGUUUUGUCAUUGCAUCUAAUAAACAAAAGGUUUGUCUGGUUUUAUUAAGCAAAAUAUAACUGUGCUCUUGAUAUAUUUCCCAAUCUUCAGAGGAAGCCCAAAUUCAAGCACAACAAGAAGAAGCAGCAAGACUUGAAAAGGAGAGAAUUGAACAAGAGCUGAUGAAAAAGCUUGAGGCAAAAGAUCAGGAACGAAGGGAGUCUGAACUAGCAGAACUGCAUUCACUGGAACAGAAGUUUUUGUCUGCACAGCAGUGGAAAAGAGAUUACAGAGCAUACGCAAAGUGGGAGCAUUACCUCAGUUGUGAUGGAAAUCCUGACCCAACUGUACUGCAGGAAAUAAAUACUUUCAUGAGUUUAUGGCGUGACGAUCAAAAUGAGGACAUUCAACUUGUGAUGAAGAAGGGGGAACAGGUACUAAAUUUAAUAGAGAAGUUGCAGUUUCUUUUAUUGGACACACCACCAAAUGAGAUAACAGAGAAAGAAACACUCCAGUACCAGGAAUCUAUUCUGGAAUUGCAGAAUCUGCUGCAUCAGAAGUACAAUGGAGCUACAGACCACCUGCUUAAAUCAGGUAAUAUGCACGAAGAUGCUGACUCCGGAAAUAUGCAGGCAGUCAUAAAGGAUAAAAAUGUUACUUUAUGUAUUUGGGCCAAUCUGAAGAAGAAAGUAAGGUUCAAAAAUCACAUGUUUUAUGAUGCAAAGCAUGGAUUUGAUCUUUCAAAGUCACUGGCUGUGAACAGUGUUGCUGUUCGUAUAUUGCAUACUCACUAUGAUCAUGUAUCUCCACUUUGGCUGCAGUGUCAGAGUGUGCCCAAAUUGGAAGUCUUAGAUAGCCAAGAGUUAACUCAGCAUUCAAAAGACAAUGUCGAAGAACCAGAAGAAGAGGAAAAGAAAGCCAAAGAAGAGCUCAACCUGCCUGCUGAAGGAGAAACGUGUUCUGAUAGGAGAAAGUCUGCUAUCUCAUUCAAAGAAAACGGCGAUAGGCCAGCUGGUGUAAAUGAGACAACAGAGGAGGAAAUUAGGAGGAAAUCAGAAACCUUGGACAUACCAUCACAAGUUCAGGAUCCACUGCUACAGGAAGAGACGAAUGAAAAAGAAGAGAUGAAUGAAAAAGAAGAGACUAAUGGAAAAGAAGAGACAAUAACCGAUGAAAACAUUGUUGAUUUGCAACAGUUCGUACCGGUGGGUGGUGUGUACCACAUUGAUGUGCUGCGGCUUCCACCUCAGGUCAAACAAAUCAAUGACUGGAGCAUGGUGGAGUUACUUGAUGUUGGAUUAGAGGCAUACCCAUAUCCCCCAGAAGAGGCUGAAGAUGCUGCACAGCCACUGAUAAAGAUAACCCUUGGGCUUUCUGACAGUGUGAUGUAUUUCGAAGAUCCUGUGAUAGCCCGGUGGGAUCCUGCAGGCCAACAGUGGAGAACUGAUGGCAUUAGCAAUAUAACGUAUGAAACCCAAGAAAGGAGCGUCACCUUUGCGAUGAGUGCCUUUUAUACAGUAGCACUUCUCCAGGAUGCUCAUCUCAACAUGCCCUAUCAGGCAUGGGAACUGCGACCUACUGGUGUGGAUGAAGCAAUACUUGUAGUUGCUGCAGUCUUUGCGACAAUUCGGAUACACAUUAAGGGUAAUCAGUGUAUGUUGUCUUCAGUAGUGGUGGAAAAGAAGAAUGUGCUUUCCCACAUCACAGGAAAAUGGAUAAGUCCAGUUGACCUAAGAGCAGUUUUGAAAAAAGCUGGUGUGAAUAUUUUCCCAGGAGAGUAUUCUCACAAGUAUGUCUCUGUGAGCCAGAAGGCUCCCCUAGCAGAAGUUAGGGCCUAUCAACAGAUGGCACUGGUUGCAUCUGCUUUUGCUUUUGCCUGGAGCAAAUGGAAUCUAGAAGCGGGUCAAGAGCAAGUAGUCUUCAAGGUAAGUGAGCACCUUAAAGCAGAUUCUGUCAGUGACAAUGACUGGUCUCUUUACCUGUUUAAUGGUCAAAAAGCACAAAAGCUCAAGAUCACUGAAACCAGUGAAGCUUUUUCAGAAGAGCUAGAAGAAGAUUCAGAAUUUCAUUCCACACUCCUCCAUAUGCUUAAGGACUUUGCCAGCCAAGAAGCAAUUGAUAAAGUGGAAACAGCUAACUUCUUGUUUAUUGAUGUUGUGUAUCAGCUACUACUUGCUACAAGGGUUUUAACAUACUCUUAAACACUGCAUGCUUUCCUUUAAAACUUUAUUAUCAAAGGCAUUCAAUAAAGUUACAUUUUGAGUGCUGAA